GCGUUUAUGCAGAAAAGUGAACGGCCGGCAUCACUACCUCAUCAGAAGAGAGACUUGUGUUCAGUUUUAUUGUUGACGGGAUCAGGCUUGGAGAGCAGACGUCCACAGCGGUCGGCGGUUCUGGAUGGGACCUGCCCCGGUGGAGAUCACUUACAAAAACAUGAGAUUCCUCAUUACCCACAACCCCACUAAUGCCACGCUACACAAAUUCAUUGAGGAACUGAAGAAAUAUGGGGUGACGACGGUAGUUCGAGUGUGUGAGGCCACAUAUGAUGCAAACCUGGUUGUUAAAGAAGGUAUUCAGGUUCUGGAUUGGCCCUUUGACGAUGGAGCUCCUCCCUCUAACCAGAUCGUUAAUGAUUGGCUGAAUCUUCUUCGGGUGAAGUUUAGGGAGGAGCCAGGCUGCUGUAUCGCUGUACAUUGUGUUGCAGGCCUUGGAAGAGCCCCAGUGCUGGUUGCUCUGGCCCUGAUUGAGUGUGGCAUGAAAUAUGAGGAUGCUGUUCAGUUCAUUCGACAAAAGCGCCGAGGAGCAUUCAACAGCAAGCAGCUCUUCUAUCUGGAAAAAUAUCGUCCCAAAAUGCGUCUUCGAUUCAAGGAUUCCAACGGCCACCGCAACAACUGCUGCAUUCAGUAAAAGCUUGAGUAUCAGCCUUUCUCAAAUGUGUAAUGGGAAUUUGUGUCUAGCAUAGGUAGUUUGUUCUCUUAAUUGGUAACUGUGAAAAUGGCAUUACAAAAAUGAAGCUUAUUUCAUUACAAGUGUCCCCGCCCUUCUCUUUGUUUUUAUGUGUUUCCUGUGGAGAGCCUCUGUCAGCAAGGUAAAGUGCCUGUUUCAACAUGAGCUUAGUGUUUUGCAAUGAAGUUUGCAUUGGUGAAACAUGGUUAUAUCCCAACUCUGCCAAACACGUAGUAUGCUUUAUUGCCUAAAUGGUUCCAUAAAAAAAUAAUUUUAAUGCAUUUUUUUAUUAUUAUUGUUGUUGUUGUUGAUGAUUUCAGUCUAUCUUUAAUUAAUGAAAAGAUCUAAAAUAAAUGCAUUUUUACAGCAGAAAGACACCAUCUGGUGGAGUACUUGUGGCAUUCGGAGAGGAUUCUCAAUGUCUUUUGCAGAAAAAAAUCAGGAAGAGAGAUAAAAAAAAAUAUUAGGAAAGUAAAAUCUGUUUAUAUAAAUAUAUUGAAGGGUGGGGUACUACUUUUUUUUUUUAAAUCCAAACUUUAACUAUUACUGCCAUGUCAAUAGUGUGAUGUUUGUGUUUUAGCUUAAAACUGGACCUCAAUGUCUGCAGUAUUUUUAUGCCUUUUUAUUUGAUGUGUGUAACUUAAUAUUUCAAUACGUACGAUAUUUGAUUAUGUGUACUGUUAAAUCACCUAUUUAUAUCAUUGGAUAUGUGUUUUAGUCUAGCAAGAAACAAGUUUGCCAAUUUGAGAGUACAAUAAAGAGACACUGAAGGAGCA
Molecule: messenger RNA, 1449 nt
Organism: Carassius carassius (crucian carp)
Lineage: Eukaryota; Metazoa; Chordata; Actinopteri; Cypriniformes; Cyprinidae
Gene: ptp4a1
Product: protein tyrosine phosphatase 4A1
Exons: 6
Coding region: 125-634 (169 amino acids)
Biological process (GO): protein dephosphorylation
Cellular component (GO): nucleus
Molecular function (GO): protein tyrosine/serine/threonine phosphatase activity; protein tyrosine phosphatase activity
Source: RefSeq, a predicted model, not a curated record